AUGGGUUUGGCUAAAGUAGAUGGGAGGUCUAGAAUUUAUAGCAUUGAUCUUCCAGUUGGUUGCACCAUCUAUCCUGCUGAGGAUGAAGUUCUUUGUUUCCUCUAUAGAUGUGAUGGUAGGAACUUAGUUACUCAUUAUGUAUCAGAAAUGAGAAAACAUGUUGAAUUGCUGAAAUCUUUGAUAGAUACUCAAUCUGCAAAAGGAGAUGAAGCAAAAGACAUUGGCAAGUGGUUUUGCUUCUCAUUUGAGUCUUUGCUGUUUGAUCUCUAUCAUUCACUUAUUUCAUUUAUCAAUGGGACAACUGCACUAAAAAGUGGUUCCUUGCGUCAUGAUAUUCAUUAUUGGCUAGGUAAAGAUACCUCUCAGGACGAAGCAGGUGUUGCUGCCAUCAAAACAGUUGAACUAGAUGCUGCUCUUGGAGGCCGUGCUGUACAGUACCGUGAAGUACAGGGCCAUGAAACAGAGAAGUUCUUAUCUUAUUUUAAACCAUGUAUUAUACCACAAGAAGGUGGAGUUGUGUCUGGGUUCAAGCAUGCUGAGGCUGAAGAACAUCAGACGCGCUUGUAUGUUUGCAGAGGAAAACAUGUUGUCCAUGUUCCUUUUGCUCGAUCCUCACUCAACCAUGAUGAUAUUUUUAUUCUUGACACAAAGUCAAAAAUUUUUCAAUUUAAUGGUUCCAACUCAUCCAUUCAAGAGAGAGCUAAAGCUUUAGAAGUGGUUCAGUACAUCAAAGAUACUUGUCAUGAUGGAAAAUGUGAGGUAGCUGCUGUUGGUAAGUGGAGAGUUAGACUGGAGACUCCAAAUAUGAUAGAUGGAAAAUUGAUGGCCGAUGCUGAAACUGGCGAGUUCUGGGGUUUCUUCGGUGGAUUUGCACCACUUCCAAGGAAAACAGCAAGUGAUGAGGAUAAGACUGAUGCUUCUUUUCCUACUAAGUUGUUUGGUGUUGAGAAGGGGCAGGCAGAACCUGUUGAAUCUGAUCCUUUGACAAGGGAGUUGCUAGACACCAAUAAGUGUUAUAUUCUAGAUUCUGGAGUGGAAGUUUUUGUGUGGAUGGGGAGAAAUACUUCUCUUGAUGAUAGGAAAAGUGCAAGUGGAGCAGCAGAAGAGUUAGUCCGUGCUGCUGAACGACCAAAAUCCCGCAUUGUUCGUGUAAUUGAGGGGUUUGAGACAGUGAUGUUUAGAUCAAAAUUUGAAACAUGGCCCCAGACAGCUAACGUGACCGUGUCUGAGGAUGGUAGAGGCAAAGUUGCAGCACUUCUAAGACGCCAGGGGGUUAAUGUCAAGGGUCUGUUAAAAACUGCUCCUGUGAAAGAAGAACCUCAGCCCUACAUUGAUGUUACUGGAAAUUUGCAGGUUUGGAGUGUGAAUGGGCAGGAAAAGACUCUCAUUUCUGCAGCAGAUCAGUCAAAAUUUUACAGUGGUGGUUGCUAUAUUUUUCAGUAUUCAUAUCCAGGAGAAGACAGGGAAGAAUAUCUUAUUGGAACAUGGUUUGGGAAGAAGAGUGUUGAGGAAGAAAGAGCUUCUGCUAUUUCACUGGCAAGCAAGAUGGUUGAAUCAUUAAAGUUUCUGCCUGCCCAGGCUCGCAUCUAUGAAGGAAAAGAACCAAUUCAGUUCUUUUCAAUCUUCCAGAGCUUUAUUGUAUUCAAGGGUGGUCAUAGCUCUGGAUACAAGAACUAUAUUGCAGAGAAUGGACUCCCAGAUGAGACAUACAAGGAGGAUGGUGUUGCAUUAUUCAGGGUCCAGGGUUCUGGACCUGAUAAUAUGCAAGCUAUACAAGUUGAACCAGUUGCAUCAUCACUGAAUUCCUCCUACUGUUACAUAUUACAUAAUGACUCCUCUGUUUUUACGUGGUCUGGAAACCUUACUACCUCAGAGGACCAGGAACUUAUUGAAAGGCAGCUGGAUUUGAUAAAGCCAAAUAUGCAGUUGAAGCCCCAAAAGGAAGGUUCGGAAUCUGAACAAUUUUGGGAUUUGUUGGGAGGAAAAUCUGAGUAUGCCAGCCAAAAACUUGCAAGGGAAGCUGAAAGUGAUCCACACCUAUUCUCUUGCAUAUUCUCAAGAGGAAACCUGAAGGUGUCUGAGAUAUACAAUUUCACACAGGAUGAUUUAAUGACUGAAGAUAUUUUUAUCUUGGAUUCUCAUUCUGAGAUCUUUGUCUGGGUGGGGCAACAGGUUGAUUCCAAGAGCAAACUGCAAGCCUUAACUAUUGGAGAGAAAUUUCUUGAGCAAGAUUUUCUGUUAGAGAGGUUAUCUGGUGAAUCUCCAAUAUAUAUUGUUAUGGAAGGGAGUGAGCCACCUUUCUUCACACGUUUCUUCUCAUGGGAUUCUGCAAAAUCUUUAAUGCAUGGAAACUCAUUCCAAAGGAAACUUGCUAUUGUAAAAAAUGGGGGUACUCCAGUUCUAGAUAAACCCAAACGUAGAACACCUGUAUCAUAUGGAGGCAGAUCUAGUGUACCUGAAAAGUCACAGCGUUCCAGAAGCAUGUCUUUCAGCCCUGAUAGAGUUCGUGUGAGGGGAAGGUCUCCAGCUUUCAAUGCGCUAGCUGCUAACUUUGAGAACCCUAGUACCCGAAACCUUUCAACUCCACCACCAGUUGUUAGAAAGGUAUAUCCGAAGUCUGUGAGCCCUGAUUCAGCAAAACUGGAUUCCAAAUCUGCAGCUAUAGCAGCACUUACUGCAAGUUUUGAACAACCGCCACCAGCACGACAAGUUAUUAUGCCUCGGUCUGUCAAAGUGAGCCCUGAGGCACCAAAGUCGACACCUGAAUCAGACUCUAAGGUGAACUCUAUGAGCAGCAGAAUAGAAUCCCUCACCAUUCAAGAGGAUGUGAAAGAGGAUGAAGCUGAAGAUGAGGAAGGUCUCCCAAUUUAUCCAUUUGAACGCCUUAAAGUUAACUCGCCAGAUCCUGCUACUGAAAUUGAUGUGACCAAGCGAGAGACUUACCUGUCAGCAGCAGAGUUUAGGGAGAAAUUUGGGAUGGCAAAGGAUGCCUUCUACAAGUUACCCAAAUGGAAACAAAACAAGCUUAAAAUGGCCCUUCAGUUGUUCUGA
This is a messenger RNA of Dovyalis caffra, 3051 nucleotides long. The record is from the annotation of a GenBank genome assembly. NCBI's taxonomy places the organism in Eukaryota, Viridiplantae, Streptophyta, Magnoliopsida, Malpighiales, Salicaceae.